AUGCAGUGCUCUGCGGCCAUGGAUAUCCUCUUCCUGAUGGAUGGGUCCUACAGUGUGGGCAGAGGUGGCUUUGAAAGGUCCAGACACUAUGCUCUAAAACUCUGCCAAGCUCUCGAUGUUGGACCUGAGAAGGUACGAGUUGGCUUGAUCCAGUAUGGUUCCAGUCCCCAUCUGGAGUUUGCUCUGAAUUCUUACACCACAAAGCAGGAACUGAAGAAGAAAAUGCAGAAGGUGACUUACAGGGGAGGGAGCACCCAGACUGGUCUAGCUCUCAAGUACGUGCUGAGGAAGGGUUUCCGUGGCGGCCGCAACACAUCCACCACAGCACAAGUCGUUAUCCUGUUGUCUGAUGGGAUUUCACAAGGCAACGUUGCACAGGCAGCGUCACAACUUAAGGCAACAGGUGUGCGCUUGUUUGCUGUGGGUCUGCGCUCCCCCAGAUGGGAGGAGCUAUUCACUGUGGCCACUGACCCGAUAGAGAACCAUGUUUUCUACGCUGAGCACUUCUCUGAUGCCAUCAACGGCUUGUACACAACAUUAAGCUCCUUGUCUGUUUGCAACGCCAUACCUGCAGGAUGUCAGGCGAAGUUGUUUCCCUGUGAAAGAAGAACGCUACAAAGAGUAAAAGAAUUUCAUGGAAAUUUCACAUGCUGGAAAGGAUCCAAGGGGACAUCCCCAUACACAUCUCUCUGUCCCUAUUACAGGUACAGCAAGUCUUAUAAGCAUCAUCAUUCAGUCUGCCAUCGAACCGUAUGUCCAGGACCCUGCGAUACAGAGCCAUGCUUGAAUGGUGGUACUUGUGUUCCAGAAGGUCCAGAGGGGUACACAUGUGUUUGCCCACCAGACCAUGGGGGAGACCCGCACUGUGCUCCAACACUGGCUCUGGACUGCUCUGUUGACCUGCUGUUCCUCCUGGAAGGUUCCGCCUCACUCACCCAAGAAGGCUUCCUACAGCAUAAAUUAUUCCUGAAACGCUUCUUGCAAGCUGUGAAUGUAUCUGAAACACCAAGUAAAGUUGCUAUUGCAGUGUUUGGAGGAGAAACUCGGGUGGAGGCCCAUGGCUGGAAGUUCAACAGGGACAUGAAAGGUCUCUUAAAGGCUGCUGAUGCACUUGAGCCAAUAGGGGGUCAGACAGAAACAGGCAAGGCACUUCGAUACAUCACCCGGCAUGGCUUUUUGAGUCCCCCUAUCUUUGCUGACAUCACAGACGACCUGCCACGUGUAGUGGUGGUGAUUGCAGCGACGGCUUCUGUAGAUGAUGUAGUCGAACCAUCUAAAUAUGCACGAGACAGAGAGAUGUUCCUCAUUGCAAUCGGACCAAACCAUCUUAAGGGGGAAAUGAACAACAUUACUGGAAAUCCCCAAAGGACUCUUACUUAUACUUUACCAAAUCAGCUGAGUGCCAAAAUCCCAGAGCUCAAAGCCAAGAUUUGCAGUGUUGACUCACAAGGUUGUCUUGGCCAAGCAGUCGACCUUGUGUUUGUCCUUGAUGCCUCUGCUGGUGUGGGGCGAGAAAACUUUGACUACCUGCGUGACUUUGUCCGCAGCCUUACAGUCCAGUUCGACAUCAGCCGUGAUGUGGCCCAAGUUGCAGUUGUGGUCUACAGCCGCCAACCCACGACAGUUUUUAAUCUGGACACCCAUGACACUGGCUCUGCUGUCAUGAUGGCCAUUGGUAAAACCAGCUACAUGGGGGGUGUGGCUUCUACAGGUUCAGCUUUACUUCACGUGCAAUCUAGUGUCAUGACCAUGGAAAAAGGUGCAAGACCAGGAGUGAACAAGGCUGUUGUGUUGGUGACUGAUGGUUCUGGUGAAGAGGAUGCUGUGGCUCCUGCUCAGAGGAUCAGAGACAAUGGAGUGUCAUUGUUCGUCAUUGGUAUUGGCGAUAUACAGCAUGAGAGGCUGUUGCGCAUUGCAGGUUCACAAGCUCGCAUGGUUGCUGUGCCAUCAUAUGAGGAUCUCAAAUACUUUGAGGAUGUGUUGGUGCAGAUGUUGUGUUCAGAAGUGAAAAUGCCAGUGAACCUUUGCAAGCCUAACCCUUGCAUGAAUGGAGGUACCUGCACUCUGUCAAGAGGAAGUUUCAACUGUAGUUGUGAAGGCUUUGAAGGUCCACACUGUGAGACACGAAGCACCAAAUAUUCGACCAGGGGUGACCAGCCUAGACCAGCAGGGGUGAGGAAGAGGAACAGGCAGAAGAAGAGUCACCAGGAGCUGCUACAUCACUACAAAAUGCAACACAGAAAACGUGCGGCAUAA
Molecule: messenger RNA, 2256 nt
Organism: Synchiropus splendidus (mandarinfish)
Lineage: Eukaryota; Metazoa; Chordata; Actinopteri; Syngnathiformes; Callionymidae
Gene: vwa2
Product: von Willebrand factor A domain containing 2
Exons: 11
Coding region: 1-2256 (751 amino acids)
Molecular function (GO): calcium ion binding
Source: RefSeq, a predicted model, not a curated record